Messenger RNA from Kluyveromyces marxianus DMKU3-1042, 1164 nucleotides. RefSeq names its product Mia40p (gene MIA40). Bases 1 to 1164 code for a protein of 387 amino acids. Lineage: Eukaryota; Fungi; Ascomycota; Saccharomycetes; Saccharomycetales; Saccharomycetaceae. Gene Ontology annotation, cellular component: mitochondrial intermembrane space. The transcript has a single exon. Gene Ontology annotation, biological process: protein import into mitochondrial intermembrane space. The record is from RefSeq and is a predicted model, not a curated record. Gene Ontology annotation, molecular function: protein-disulfide reductase activity.
AUGUUCCGUGUUUCUGCGCAAGUUGGUAGACGUUUAGUGGUCAGGUCGGUGAGACAGGCAAGAGUUUAUAGUUCUGCUUCCCAUGGGGGAAGUGGGGCAUCGAUGAGUAAGUCAGCGCUGCUGUUGGCAGGAUUUUCCACCUUGGGGGCUCUUUAUGUGGCUAACGGGUGUCCUACUUUGAUUAAGUCGAAGCCUGCCAGUGUAGCUGCGCCAGUUUCGGAGCCAGUGAAGGAUAAGAGCGAUGCACCACAUUCGGCACAGGAUGAGGGUGCGGAACCGGUGACUGCACCAGGAAACGAGACUGUUUUCAGUGAAGAGAAGUUCGGUGAGUUGAAGGCAGCUCAGGAGGCUCAAGAGGCUCACGAGACUCAGGAGGAUGCUCAGGGUGCUCAGGGUGCUCAGGAAAACACUGAGGCUGGUGAAUCCACCACCCAGGCAUCCGGAGUUGACGAAAGUAGCGAAUCCAGCGAGACCAGUGCUCCAUCUCUCAGUGUAGACAAUGAAAUCACCAAGAAAAACGUCGUGUUGCACCAUGAGGCUGAUCAGAAGGAAUUGGUCCAGGUGACCGGCCCAGAUGGCGUGAAAAUGGUUACUAAGGACUCCGAACCUGCUUCUGAGACGGAGGAAAAAUCGUUUGCGCCAGCUUCUCCUUCCGAAAAUGAAAACGAAGCCAAACCAGAACAAUCUGCCACUGCUGAAGCUGCUGCCGCCGGUGUUCAAGGUGAGGAAAACAACGAACAAAAAUCCGCUUAUAACCCAGAAACCGGUGAGAUUAAUUGGGAUUGUCCAUGUCUAGGUGGUAUGGCAUACGGCCCAUGUGGUGAAGAAUUCAAGACCGCUUUCUCCUGCUUCGUUUAUUCCGAAGCUGAACCAAAGGGUAUCAACUGUGUUGAGAAGUUCUCCGCUAUGCAAAACUGUUUCAGACAAUACCCAGAUUACUACGCCGAACAAAUCAAGGACGAGGAAGAGGCUUCAGCAGAAGCUUCCAAAAUUGAAGACAAGUCCACCACCGAUGCUUCUACUGCUACUGCCACCGUAGAAGUCGAAACUGAAAAUGCUGUUUUCGAACCAGUCUUGGAGAAGUACGUCGAAGAAAACCCUCAAUUGAAGGAAACUUCCGAAGCUGCUCCAGUUGUCACCUCUGAUGCCGGAGACAAGAACUAA